Molecule: messenger RNA, 1822 nt
Organism: Orussus abietinus
Lineage: Eukaryota; Metazoa; Arthropoda; Insecta; Hymenoptera; Orussidae
Exons: 5
Coding region: 374-1312 (312 amino acids)
Biological process (GO): detection of chemical stimulus involved in sensory perception of smell; sensory perception of smell
Cellular component (GO): plasma membrane
Molecular function (GO): olfactory receptor activity; odorant binding
Source: RefSeq, a predicted model, not a curated record
UAUAAUCUCGAGGCAUUAUUCCGCGUGUUUUUCCCGAUAGGCGCAGGUGUCUUCUGUCGGCCGAUCGCGAGUCACGGUUCGUCCCGCGAGCGCGCACCGCCGUCCGCUCCUGCUCGCCGCUUAGAGAUCGGAAUGAAGGAUUGCAGGGAGAUCGCCGUGCUGAGGUAGGCCAGCCCGCCGUCGACGGUCUCCCGAUUCGGCCGAACGUCUCCUACGUCUGCCCCUCCUCAGGUACGCGGGGCUCUGGGAGGUGCCGCCGAACACCCCGAGGUGCUACGAAAGGUUGUACUCUCUUUACAAGAGAGUCAUCUUCGCCGCGCAGUUGGUCGUCGUCGUGCUCGCCGUAGCGGAGUGUUACGACUCGAGAGACGACAUGAUAACCUGUACCGACAACGUCUGCAUUCUUAUGGGCUUGUCGAUGGUUUGCCUGAAGACGGUGAACGCUCACCUGUACCGUGGAAAGAUCGGCCGACUCGUCGAGGAGGCCAACGGCUGCGUCGCCGCGAUCAGGGAGAGGGCGGAUCGCCGAGAGCUGCGACUCAUGAGACGCUACUUCCUCCAAACGGACGCCAUCUUCUACUUCACCUUGAUCAUCGCCGUCGCUCUGGUCGUCGGCUUCGUCAUUCUGGUGCCCGUCGAGCUGAAAUACCCGUUCGACGUGAGCGACCCUUGGAACCGAUCCCUGGUCUUGGGAUUCCAGGCCUUCGUCGUCACCGUCGACGUCCUGGCGACCGACAUGUUGGACAACCUCUUCUCGAGGAUCUACGCCUCGAUCGUCCUCAGACUGCAGAUUCUGAAUCUGCGCUUCGAGGACUGCGCGGUCGGCGGCGGACUGGCCGCGCGGCUGGAGGCCUGCGUGCGUCGUCACCAGGGAGUCCUCCGGUCGGUCGCCGAGGUCAACGAGGUCUACAGCGGCAUCGGCUGCAUGCAGUUCGUCGUCGUCAGCGUCAUCAACUGCAUCGCGCUCUUUCAGAUGUUUCUGAACGUUGGCCGGAACCCGAAUUUCCUCAAGUUCGGGGCCUACUACGGGGGUUCCCUUUUCUAUAUUUGCUGCUACUGCUGGAUCAGCGACCGGAUAACUCACCAAAGCUCCUUGGUCAUCGACAGCCAGUGGAUGGCCGGCUGGGAAAGGGACCCGAGUCCGACGGUCAAGAGUCUGAUGAUCUUUUCGGCCAUGGUGGCCAACAAGCCUCUGACGAUGAAAAUCUGGCGAUUCGGGGACUUUUCGCUGGCCACGGCCAUCAACACCUUGAGGAUUUCGUACUCCGCCUAUACUCUACUGACUCGGGUGCACGAGAACGACGAACCAUGAAAAGGAUACGUUCCCUCCGCUACGUCGCAUUCGUCGAUUCGAUCCGUCUCCGUCCCCGCGGCGAACGGCGAACGGUUCGCUUACCGUUUGGUCUCUACGUCAAUUUUAUAGCCGGCGUGUGCGUCCCCCGUGUCAAUAUCGCAACGGCGCGGAGACGCGGAACCGUCCGUCCUUUCUCCCUUUUAUUUUCCCUUCCCUUCCGCGGCGGCCCGGCCGUCCUUCUUCGAAGGCUCCGCCGUUCUCGUCUCCUUUACGACGCGGCUCUCGACGUCCCCGCGACGUCCCGGCGACUCCUCGAGCAUGCUUCGAAAUGAAAACGUCCGACUGGCCAUUAAACUCCAGAAUUAAGACGCCUCCGAAGGGACCGGCCGCGGCGAAGGAGCUCGAGGGCGGCCCGAGGUCGGGGAUGUCGUCGUCGUCGUCGGUUCGCGCCUCCGAGAGGGAGUCGCACGCGCGCCACCGAGUCACGUGCCGCUAAUUGUGAUUACACCCCGUGAAGGCGAAGGACGA